Messenger RNA from Mycena indigotica, 1407 nucleotides. Its product is annotated as F-box domain-containing protein. The record is from RefSeq and is a predicted model, not a curated record. The transcript has a single exon. Lineage: Eukaryota; Fungi; Basidiomycota; Agaricomycetes; Agaricales; Mycenaceae. The coding region runs from base 1 to 1407 and encodes 468 amino acids.
AUGGUCGGAUUCAACGCUCUGCCACUGGAGCUCACGACUCGGAUCUUCCGAGCCUGCAUCUCGAAGUAUAAAGGCGAGCCGGACCUCGUUGACCGCCGACAAGCCCCGCGUCUUCUUACCAAUGUUUGCUCAACAUGGCGUCGUAUUGCCAUCUCAACACCCGUGCUCUGGAGUAGCUUGCACAUCGACUUCGACUCGAUAGAACGUAUGCCUAACUUCUACAAGCUUGUAGAACUAUGGCUUUCUCGCGCUGGCAAUCAUGCUCUUGAUAUCUCAAUCAAGGGGUGCUUACAUGCAGACGACUCGGACCCUGGUGACCGAGAAGACUAUGGUAUCGAGGAGUUCUUCGCUAUCUUCGUACCCCACAUCCAGCAUAUCCGCGUUUUCUCCGUAUUCCUCAGUAUCGAUGACCUCAGCUUGCUAGAAGACCGGGUGGAGAACAACAAGUUCCUCAUGCUUGAGGAAUUGGAGCUGGGGAUGAAUAUUGAAGACAUUGAGGACGAGGAAAUUGAAUGGAUUGACACCUCGCUCUUUCGCUCGGCUACGAAGCUGCGCGAACUUGACAUUCAGUUCCUACCUCUGUCAUUCUUCAAAGGACCGUUGCGUCAAAUCACAGAUUUCUCUGCCCAAGGUUAUAACCCCCAAGAGGCCAGGGAUGCUCUCGCUCGUCUUCCAGGUGUCAUGCGCUUUGGAUUGGAUGAGUGCCGAUCCAGCGUGAGCAUUGGGCGUGUCAAGCCGCUGGUGCAUUCAACAUUGAAACACCUCAAUCUGACUCUCGAGUGGAGCAAUAUGAAAUCGCAAACGACCAUUCUUCAACGGUUGACCCUGCCGUCUUUAGAAGAUCUCCGGCUCGAGCAUCCUGCGGCGGUUGGCAACGUAUUGAAAGAAUUCCUCGCUCGGUCAUCGUGGCCAGCGUUAAAAACUCUCCACCUGACUCCUCUCGCACAGCAUGCGCCCCUACAGCUCGAGGUGUUCCACAAGCUCACCAGCCUCGAGGAGCUCGUCAUCUGUCGACCGAAAACAAAUGACCUGAAAGUUUUUUGCGAAAAGUUCGGCUCGGAUCCCGCAUUUCUUCCCAAAAUCGUUCGCCUGACGAUAGAUUUCCGGACGCAAAAAUCUGAUGCGCAAGCCGCAGACCCUGCGUCUGCCCUGCAAUUCAUCUCCAAGGCAGCUACCAAUCGCGUUGCUCUGAAGCCAUCGUGGUCAUUACGCACACUCCGGGUCAAAUGGGAGCCACAACUAACCGGAACUCUCGCAGAAGAGCAUCUUGGGGCGCUCGAAGCGCUGAACAAGAAGGGAAUUGUGGCUUGCAUUGGUGCCAAUACUAGUAAUGCGGAUACUGCUAGUAGCGACAGCGGCGACCACGAUUCAGGGGUUGAAGAGGACUCUGACUCUGAGAUGGAAUAG